AUGGGAGAAAAUCCACAUUAUACUCAGUCAUGGGCAUAUGCUUACGAUCAAAAUCAGCAGCAAUAUCUUGUACCUCCAGGAACCCAAGCUUCAGAUUAUUCUAGUUUUUCAUAUGCAGCACCAGGCUCUACUCAAUCUUACGCUCAGUAUCAAACAUCUUACACAUAUCCAUAUCCAACCUCUACAACUGCACUCCCAACUGCUACUUAUCCUCCAGGAGUAACACCACCGCCGCAAGUAACAUCUAAUUUUCAACCCAAUCCUCCCGGAGUAACUUCUAGCUCUUCAUGGUAUUCUGCACCGAUAUCAACUACGAUGCCCUAUCAAACAACCGCCUAUAAUACAACUUCAUUUGACCCCAAUGUCUAUUAUCAACCAUAUUAUCCGGCAACUGGCGCAGCCUCUGGAACGUAUCCUACUUAUGCAGCAGCUCCAGUACUUGAAGCUAGUAAUCUCACCCAAAAUAACCCAUCAUUUUCUAUUGCUCCACUACCCGAGUCUGGAACAAACACUGUCAAUGCUGUACAAAAUAACAUUGUAAAUGAAGGAAAGUCCUCAGAAGUUCAACAAACAACCUCCGGAUUUGCGAACUUACAAGUCAAUCCUAGUGCCAAUAAUGGGACCAACAAUGAUGAUCAAAAACCGAAACCGCUUUAUCGUCAAAUUAAAAUCCAGCAAAACAAAACCUUGAUUAAAAAUAACCCACUAGAAAGCCCGGAACCAGAAAGUACGACCACAGAUCAACAAAGCUCAAACCAAAAAUCACAAAAACAACCUGCUGCUGCGAAAGAAUGGCCUUUGAGUUUAAAGGAAUAUGUUCAACGAAGUUUUAAUGAAGCACAACAUAAUAUAGAUGCUGUUGAGAGGGAAUUGAAAAUCAUAAUUUCCAAUAAAAUGUCUGAAGGCUUAUUGUACGAAACGGACUGGUCGAAAAUGGAUUUACCACAAAGCUGUAGAUCAUCAAGUUUAUUUCGAGAAAAUGAAAAACGAAGAAACUUUUUAUCUUUUAAUCAAUCACCUUCUGAUCGAUAUUCAUUUGAUAGUGAUGAAUGCAGCGAAUCUCAAAAAAGAGAAAAGCGAGCUAAACGUUUCCAAGAGCAUGAAAGAAUUAAUAGACCUCGUUGGGAACCUCCUGUUCAACAAUUAGAUGAGAUUGAUGUGGAUCAAACGAUUGUCGGAACCUGUCAAAAGCUGGAAAAGUCAUAUUUACGCCUGACUUCUGCACCUGAUCCAUCAACUGUUAGGCCUUUACGCAUACUGAAACAGACUUUAGAAUUUUUAAAAACAAAAUGGGUCGAAGAUCAAAAUUAUACUUAUAUUUGCGAUCAAUUCAAAUCAUUGCGUCAAGAUCUAACGGUUCAACACAUUAAAACUGAAUUCACUGUAAAAGUAUAUGAGACACACGCUCGUAUUGCACUCGAAAAGAGCGAUUUGGGUGAGUACAAUCAAUGUCAAACACAACUAAAGGAGCUUUAUAGAUUGAAUAUUCCAGACAUCAACGCAUUAAUCGCUGAACUUACGGAUGAAAUGAAGAAUGACGAAGCGAUUAAGCAUGCAUUAGAGGUGCGAUCCACUCUGGCUACAUCAAAUUUCCAUAAAUUCUUCCAAUUAUACUUAAAGGCACCUAAUAUGGGAGCUUAUCUUAUGGAUCAUUUCAUUGAAAGAGAAAGAAUCGCUGCUUUACAGACUUUAUGCAAAGCUUUUCGUCCUACUUUGGAAAUGGAGUUCAUACGAACAGAAUUGGCUUUCAAUGAUAUGGAAGAAUGUUACCAAUUUUUGAACGAACACAAUUCAUCUAUUUAUAUUUUAGCUGACAACACAUUAGAUACCAAGAACGCGCAAAAAUCUAUAGAAGCCUGCAGUAAGAAAUUUGAAAAAAUCGAUAUUAAGGGACAAAUCUGA
Dentiscutata erythropus is the source of this 1902-nucleotide messenger RNA. The record is from the annotation of a GenBank genome assembly. Lineage: Eukaryota; Fungi; Glomeromycota; Glomeromycetes; Diversisporales; Gigasporaceae.